AUGAGCGACCGCCACAACUACACAUUCCAUCCCAAUCAGCCACCACGUCCCCCCAAUCAGCCACCGCGGGGCAGCCAAUGGCUACCCAAUGCUCAACAGCAGCCCCCUCAUCAAUCAUCUUCCUAUCAACCAGUUCAGCGUGGCUUCCCAGCGGCACAAAGCAACUAUAUGUCCACGCACCCUGCCUCAUCUUCACCAUAUGCAAUUCCUACCAUGCCACCAUCAAGCACACAUUACACAACAAACCAUCAUGCCGCUGCACCAUCACAACCCUACCCCCCAAAUGCUGCUGUCAGUCCAUAUAGUCAACAGCAACAGAUGUAUCCACCACAAGAUUACCCUAUGCGCCAGCCGGCGCAUUCACCGGGUCAGAUAUAUCAGCCAGCGGGACCUUCGCGCAGCCAUACAAUACCGAACGUCACGCAUCCGUACGCCAUUGAUGGGCCGAUAGCGCCCGCAAUGCAGUACCCAGCAUCCCCUACACGUCCAUUCUCCUGCGACAUGUGCGCGCUAUCGUUCAACCGGCAGCAUGAUUUGAAACGGCACAGAGACACACACUCGGGAGAGAAACCAUUUUUGUGCAACGGAGGCUGUGGAAAGACAUUCACGAGGAAAGAUGCACUAAAAAGGCACCAGCUUGUGAAGCAUUGUGGAUAUGACGAAGAUGCAAAUUGA
Molecule: messenger RNA, 675 nt
Organism: Suillus discolor
Lineage: Eukaryota; Fungi; Basidiomycota; Agaricomycetes; Boletales; Suillaceae
Exons: 2
Coding region: 1-675 (224 amino acids)
Biological process (GO): regulation of transcription by RNA polymerase II
Molecular function (GO): DNA-binding transcription factor activity, RNA polymerase II-specific; RNA polymerase II cis-regulatory region sequence-specific DNA binding
Source: RefSeq, a predicted model, not a curated record